CUCGACAGCCAUGGAGCUGGGGCACGUGGAGGUGGUGCAGUGGCUGGAUCGACGGUUCCCGGACGGUCGAGUGCCGUCCAAUGCAGUGGCUACAGCGGCCAAGAACGGCCACUUGACGGUGCUACAAUGGCUGUUCGAUCACCACGACCACGUGUACUGGGGCGGGGACGAGAUGUACUGCGCCGUGGCGCACAACCACCUGGAGGUGGCCAAGUUCCUGCACGAGCGCACGGCCCCUCCUCCAGAUGACAUGUUCCUGAUCGACGAGGCGGCGCGCCACGGAGACCUCGAGAUGAUGCAGUGGCUGCACAGUGAGCGGGGAGAUCAGUUGACUUACGAAGGUGUGAUGCGCGCGGUGGAUCACGGGCUCCUGGACGCGGUUAAGUGGAUGCGAAACACUUUUCCGGGCAGUGUUGUGCUCAAGGAUGUCCGCAUGGACAACGCUGCAGCUAAUGGACACUUGGAGAUGGUCAAAUGGCUAAAUGACCAACACGCGUGGUGCACCAAGCAGGCGAUGAACCGCGCGGCGGGCAAUGGACACCUGGAGGUGGUCAAGUUUCUGCAUGAGAAGCGAUCAGAGGGCUGCACGACGGACGCGAUGGACUUGGCAGCGGGGAAUGGAUACUUGGAGGUCGUGAAGUGGCUAUAUGCUAACAGAAAUGAGGGAUGCACUGCUGUAGCCAUGGCGGAUUCGGUCGCGAAUGAGCAUUUCGAGGUUGCUAGUUGGCUUCGACAGAUCUUGGUGGCCAAAGAUGGAGCAGCUUCGGGAGCCUAAAAAUGCAAGUGGAGUUGUAAGUUACGACGAUUGUAUUAGCAGCCUACAACGUUGCCAGGCUUUGCUUCCUGUGCAUUCUACGGAAUUGCAUGCCGCCAAGGCUGCAAAGCACAGAGCUACCUGCGUACUAAAUAUUAAAGUGUAGUUAUCUAC
Phytophthora sojae is the source of this 928-nucleotide messenger RNA. Its product is annotated as ankyrin repeat-containing protein. The coding region runs from base 11 to 775 and encodes 254 amino acids. The record is from RefSeq and is a predicted model, not a curated record. Gene Ontology annotation, molecular function: protein binding. NCBI's taxonomy places the organism in Eukaryota, Oomycota, Peronosporomycetes, Peronosporales, Peronosporaceae. The transcript has a single exon.